Messenger RNA from Strongylocentrotus purpuratus (purple sea urchin), 3321 nucleotides. RefSeq names its product transcription initiation factor IIA subunit 1. Gene Ontology annotation, cellular component: transcription factor TFIIA complex. NCBI's taxonomy places the organism in Eukaryota, Metazoa, Echinodermata, Echinoidea, Camarodonta, Strongylocentrotidae. The transcript has 8 exons. The record is from RefSeq and is a predicted model, not a curated record. The coding region runs from base 301 to 1317 and encodes 338 amino acids. Gene Ontology annotation, biological process: transcription initiation at RNA polymerase II promoter; transcription by RNA polymerase II.
CAUAGAUAUCAAAGUUACGCUGUUUUUAAUGUGUUAAUCGUGUCAUGAUUUAUGAUUUUAGUCUCUCGAGUCCGAUUUUUACGAUUGAAAUUUGAAUUGAAUCAGAAAGCAAUUCCAUUUUUAUUUGUUGCAUGUUAAAGGAUUAGUAUCUUUGAACAAUUUAUUGUAGGAUGCGGGGUGUGCUUAAAUACUCAUUCCGUGAGUUAGGAAUACGAGGGACUGUUAAUUAAGUCUUAAUUUUAUUGAGAAAUUCUAAUUAUUCAGGGUUCAUGAUGUGCAAUACUGUACAAAUUGCAUGUCAUGUCAUUUAUUUUCAUCGACUUCUUUUUCUCUCUCUCAUCGCAAUUACAGCACAAGUUGUACAAGAGUGUAAUUGACGAUGUGAUAAACAACGUUCGAGAGGCAUUUUUAGAUGAAGGAGUCGAGGAACCGGUUUUGCAAGACUUAAAACAGAUAUGGGAGAGCAAGCUCAUCCAGUCGAGAGCUAUAGACCUCGCCCAAAAACCACCUCAACAGGCUGCUGGGAAGUACAAAGGUCAAGAUACUUCAAGGUCAUAUCAAAAUGCCCAAUCUUCAUCUGACAGACAACAGAUGGAACAUCAAAGAACUCAACCACAAAUGGUUCUUCAGGGUGCCACUUCAUCACAAUCAUCUGUUUCUAACAACUUGAGUUCAUCUGCUGUGGCGGCUACUGCAGCACUCCAGCAGAACAUGCUCCAUUUGCAGUCACAACGACAGCAGAUCCAGAAUGUACCAUUUACCAUCCAACAGCAAGGAGCUGCUGGCGGUGCAACACAAACAUUCCCAGCAUACCAAAUCCAGACCCAGCAGCAACAAGGUGGCGUGGUUGGGUACCCACCCAUCAUCAUCCAACCAGGUGCUCAGUCCAAUGCCCAGCAAUCACGCAUCAUGACCACACCCCAGGGUGUGGUGCUACCCCAAGGGACAAUACGAGUGCAAUCCAGCGGAGAUCAGCCGUCAAUAGUGCAAGUAGAUGGUGCUAACGAUUCAUCAGAUGAUGAUGACGAUGAAUUUGAUGAUGACGACGAUGAUGACAAGGAUGACGACGACGAUGAUGAUGACAAAGAAAAUGAUGAUGCUGCUGGUGAAGAUGAGGAGGACCCUCUCAACUCGGCUGACGACGUUAGUGACGAGGAUCCAGCUGAUCUCUUUGAAUCAGAAAAUGUUGUAGUAUGUCAGUAUGAUAAGAUCAAUCGGAAUAGAAAUAAGUGGAAGUUUACUUUGAAACAUGGCAUCAUGAACCUGAAGGGGAAAGACUACGUUUUCAACAAAUCGACGGGGGAUGCAGACUGGUAGGAUCCCGACUGGUAGGAUCCACGAAUGGUGCCAUCAAGGUCAGCUAUUAGCCAAUCUUCUUGCAAAAGAAAAGUUUGUAGGAAUGGGGGUGCAUACCAACUCUUUUAUGUUCCAUAAAGGUGGUACAGGAAGGCUCUAGGUCUGGAUGUUUUCCAUGUCAACAUGCCACUGCAGGUCAUUGAUUCUAUGAGUUACUUGAAAAUUUUCCUACUCCCCCUGUCUGAGCAUCUCUUGUUCCUUGGUGCUGUUGAAAGAAUAUCCUGGCAUUUCCUACUGUGGUUUAAAAAAAAUAAAGAAUUGUGUCAUGUAUGUUCCCCAAGAGGCAAACAUACACAUUUCCUUGUCUUUGUUUGUCACACAUAUUUUUGACCCCCCCCCCCCCCCCCACUUACAUAAAAUAUCAUUGGUAUGGUGAAACGAUGUCAAAAUGAUAUUGUAACAUUUUAAUUCAUAAUGAUGGUGCUAUGAUGUUGUCAACCUCAUACCUCUAUGGUUACAAAUGGCGCAUCCAUGCUUAGAAAGACCAGCAAAAAUGACACAUUGGUCUCAGAAGCUUCAACAAUUACCAAGGGCAAGGAUUGGCUUAUAUAUAUUUUAUAAAUAUGUUCAUUUUAUUUUCUACUGAUUUAUUUUUAUGAUAAUAUUGGAAACAAAGUGCAUUAUUUAUAGGGUGAGAGAGCAGAAAUGGUAUAGAAAUGAACAGGGAAGUGGAAAAAGAAGCUAAUAUUAAAUAAUUUAAGUAAUAUUAUUGACAUGUCUCACAUUUGCCAUUGAUUUAUGUAAAUUGGACAUUGAUUCCUUCCAAAAUUGUAUAUUUUGGACUUCUUAGUCACAGCUAGUCACAAAUGGACCUAAAAUUGAGUUGUUCCAUUAUUAGUAGGUCUCUUGUCUUUCUAUAUUCUUUUCAGUGGCCCAGACAUAUUUCAGUGAAUAUUUUGCUACUAUAUUUAUUUUCUGUUUAACAGAAAAUUAGAGGACCUGACGGGUAGAAGUUUGAAGUUAACUUUUGAAAUGUGUAAUCACGAUACAUGUACAUGUGAGGACUGCGACAACCCACAAAAUGAUUGAAAUUUAUAAUCUGGAGGUAUUUACUUUUCAAAGGACCUAUGCUAUCCAUAAUUCAUUUUGUGCUGUUCCCCAUAAUAAUGACAUUUUGUCCAGCAUGACUACGUCACAAUCCAUUGACCAUAUUGCCAAUUUGUGAUUUGCAAAGAAUUAGUGAUCUCAUAUUUCAAAGACAAAUUUUGAACCUUUGCUAUUCUGUUUCUCUUAUAUUUCUGCUUUCAUGCAAACAAAGCAACUCAUUGAAACAGCUUUCAAAUUAAAGCCCUCAGCUCUCAAUUAACAAAAGAAAAGUAAUGCAGUCCCGCUUAAAUUUCCCUGGUAUAGGGAUGGUGUGCGUAAUAUGUUUUCAGGUUCCAGUAUUGUAAGUGAUGGCUUACUACAGUAUCCAUAGUGACUAUUUUGAAAGGGCAUUUAAUACAUAUUUUUGUGCUUGAUGCUUUUUUUGUGCCUGCAAAUCACUGCCAAAUGGGAACAACUCGAAAGUAUCUUUUUCAUUGACCAGUCAGAGAGGCUGUUCACACCGCAAUGAGAUAGCGCUGUCUUUUUUCUAGUGUGCGCUAGACCGCACUCUCUCUCGUGGACCACCCCCAAGAGGUGCUCCAGUGGCACGCCGUGGCUCGCUGUUGGGCGAACCGAAACGAUGUUGUUCCUCCCACACCGCUAUCUCUGCCGGUGUGAACAGCCUCGGAGACUACCAUUGUGGGUUAGUGUUCUGCCAGUAAUGUGAAUGCAGGGUCUGAAUUGUUGAGUUGUAGACUUCACAUGUACCUCGAUUUGUGGCAGGUCAUGUUAAAAAAUGUUAACCUGGGAGUCAUUUCACAAACAUCCCAUUGAUUCCAAUGGGUUGCCUUGGCUGACGAUAAUCAACACUUUAAAGGCAAAGUCCACUCCAAAAAUAACUUAAUUUCAAUAGAAGCAGAAAAAUCAGACAAACCAAUC